AUAUAAAUAGACGAAAAGGCAAAGUAUAGCUAAUCAGAAAUAUGUUUGUACAAUUGGGGUUGGUGCUUCUACUUUCGCGGGGACUUCUUGGCGAGUCUGAUUUUACGGAUUUUGACGGAGAUACGCGAAUCAUAGGGGGUCAAGAUGCUAAAGAGGGCUUGGCGACUUACCAAGUCUCCAUACGUAUGCACAACAAGAAACAACAAUGGCACAUGUGUGGCGGAUCUAUCAUACACGAAGAAUGGAUUUUAACAGCUGGUCACUGCACAUAUGGUGUUCAUGCCCAAGAAGUGUUCAUAGUGGUUGGAUCAACCCAACUGAGCUCAGGUGGCGACCGUUACAUAAUAAAGAAAAUUAUCACUCACGAGAAAUACGCAAAAAAAGAUUUGAGAAAUGACAUUGCUCUAAUGAAAGUCUACGGUAAAAUCAAAAUGAAAAGGAACGUUAGGGCAAUCAAAUUGAGGAAACAGCCAGUGGCUGCUGGUACAACUUUAGCUCUGACAGGAUGGGGGCAUAUUAACAAUCAAGGAAAUGUGCCGAACAAACUUCAAAUUCUGUUCUUCAGGAGUAUUAACAACAAGGAGUGCAACAAGAGGUUAAAAGGUUUCAAUUUCGCACCAAUCGAUGACAAACAGCUCUGCGUGAGAGGUCCAGAUAAUAAGGGUGCUUGUAGAGUAAGUUUAACUUAUUGACUUAGGAUAAGAUUCGGAUUUUCGGGUUCGUUGCCAUGGUUACCACUCCUUUUUCCUCGAGGUUAAUAACUUAGUGA
Pieris napi is the source of this 769-nucleotide messenger RNA. RefSeq names its product chymotrypsin-2-like. Gene Ontology annotation, molecular function: serine-type endopeptidase activity. The transcript has 4 exons. Gene Ontology annotation, biological process: proteolysis. Bases 42 to 692 code for a protein of 216 amino acids. Lineage: Eukaryota; Metazoa; Arthropoda; Insecta; Lepidoptera; Pieridae. The record is from RefSeq and is a predicted model, not a curated record.